Molecule: messenger RNA, 468 nt
Organism: Phytophthora sojae
Lineage: Eukaryota; Oomycota; Peronosporomycetes; Peronosporales; Peronosporaceae
Exons: 1
Coding region: 1-468 (155 amino acids)
Source: RefSeq, a predicted model, not a curated record
AUGGCCGACACGGACCAAGCCUACGCUAUCCAGAUCGACGACCCCAAGGGGGCCGCGGCCGGCAUCACCACCGGCAAGUGGGGAGUCGGCUUCUGCGGCUGCUUCACCGACCUAGUGCCCAACUGCCUCAUGGUGACCUUCUGCCCGUGCGUCUCGCUGGCCCAAGUGCUCUCGCGUCUGGGCAUGAUGAACUUCACCACGGCGCUCCUCAUGUCGCUGCUGCUGGGCGCGCUCGCCGCCUUCACCGGCGGCAUCGGCUACAUCGUGUUCGCCAUUUGGAUCUGGAGCGCGCGCUCCAAGACGCGCGAGCGCUUUCAGAUCCCCGGAGGGUCCUGCGAAGACUACUGCGCCGCGUGCUGCUGCGGCUGCUGCGCGUUGGCGCAGAUCGCCACGCACAUCAAGAGCUACCAGGCCGGGAGCUGCAGCUUCGGGCCACAGGACACGCUGCCGGCGUACACGCGGACGUGA